Guillardia theta CCMP2712 is the source of this 1041-nucleotide messenger RNA. RefSeq lists its product as hypothetical. The transcript is spliced from 14 exons. The record is from RefSeq and is a predicted model, not a curated record. NCBI's taxonomy places the organism in Eukaryota, Cryptophyceae, Pyrenomonadales, Geminigeraceae. Bases 1 to 1041 code for a protein of 346 amino acids.
AUGGCAGGGGAGGCGGCGAUGAGAAUGGCAAUCCUAUGGGCGUUUGCGAUCAUGACAGGGCUAUCCACAGAGAGCUGCGGGAACGAGAAGAUCGACAUUGCGUUUGUGUUUUAUUAUAUCCCAGACAGCAAUACAGAACUGUCAAGAUCACCAUACUGGCAUGAUCCCGGCAUGCCCGUCAAACUUACUGCGCACUUGAGACUUUCUCAUUCUCUUUUUCUACCAUCAGGGUUUCGUCGAGCCCUGGAGCUGCUGGAGCAAGAACAUGCCAUGAUUGUCCAUCGUUUCAACAUAGCUGACGAACAGGUCCGACCUACUCUAGAGCAGGAGAUAUCCAGAAAGCGAUUCUCCUUCAUCUUUGCCAAGGGCUGCUGGCACACACCUGUGGACAAGUACAUGCGAUCGAGGAUACUGCGUUUGAAGCCCAAGUCGAUGAAGGAAAAGAACAACACGAUUGCAGGACUGUUUCCCGCGUGCUCGAGCGCUCCGCCUCCCGACGAGGAGACUGGAGAGCCGAUAUCACUGGUCUAUGACGUCAUCUACUACGACAAGCUCUGGUUGAGAGGGACUUUCUCGCACCAUCCACUGGCGAUCCAUGCCUUCGGUGUGGAUGCAGGAAAGACGUUCAGAGCCUCAGGGAACCAGAGGAGCGGGGGACCAAAACUCUUCGACUACGUCAGCGUUGGUAUCUUCGCGCCGUGGAAGAGACAUGAAAACAUCCUGGACAAGAACGGCAGCAGGCUGGUAGUGGGGUAUGGGUGGAGGCCGCAAGAGUCGAGCGAAGUGAUCUCGGCACUAUUCUCCGGGGGUGUUGCCGUCUGGCAGAAUCUGCACCCAUCCAAGAUGUGCCUGCUCUACAUGAACACCGAGAAGCUGCUGAUGGCGGCCAAUGAGCUGGGAGGAGGAGAGAGAGUUAUCCUAGAAGCAAGGGCUUGCGGGCUCCCUGCGCAAGAUAUAGAGGUCGCAGCUGACAAUCACAAGAUCCUUGAGUUCCUCGACGGCCCCAUCUACAACGCCUCCUACUACUCCUCCCAAGUUUGA